AUCUCUACUGGCUUGCUGACUCCAUCCACCCAUCCACCCCUGGUUUGUCGCCUGCUACAUGUACGGUCAAAGCACUUGAUCCUGCUUCAAUAGACGAUGAUGCUUUCCCGGCUUUUUGCCAAUACCAUUAGAUGCCGUCGACGGCACAGUCUGGCAUUGAUGGAUCAUGCAGUGCACAGGUUCUCGAAUGAUUCGCCAUCACCGCCUGACGAGGGGGCCAAAACUACCAAGACCACCAAGCGGCGCCGAUUUCGUCGUAUCGAAGAAGUGCCUUCCUAUCGAGACUUUGUGCACCGACAAACCGUGUUGACGUUGUAUCGCCAAUUCCUUAGAACAGUUCGGCCGCUUUCAGAUCGAAAGGAGCUUACGUCGCAAAUCAAGAAAGAGUUUAGCGCCAUGAAGAACGAGGGCGAUGCCUGGAACCGGAAAAGGGCUCUCAACGAAGGACAACGACGCCUCAAGGAUUUGCAAGCAACUGUCAGUAUCUCUGCCACAUUUGGUGCGUCAUCACAGCAGUAUGACGACAGCAGUAGUGACUCGGAUCAGAAGGUCGGCAAAGGCUGGCCAUGGGAAAGGAAUGAUUGAGCCCAAGCUCACAUCAACCCUAGAGUAUUCGCUCUGCACACAUUCAGCAAACUGUUUAGCUAACUGAAGACUAAUUGAGUUCCAACUUGGGCCUCUACAAUGGCAACUUCAAAGGCUCUUGCUAGCCAGAAGACAUACCGGUAGUGCUACCGUCACUUUUCGAGGUGAGGCUGGUACGGUACAACUGCAAUGAUGCAAUUCCUGAAUGAGCCUCUUUCCAGGCUUGCACUCAUCAAUCAAUCAAACUUUACCAAUAGAGAGUAGCGACUAGUAGAAUAGAUCUACCUAGCU
Molecule: messenger RNA, 876 nt
Organism: Seminavis robusta
Lineage: Eukaryota; Bacillariophyta; Bacillariophyceae; Naviculales; Naviculaceae
Source: the annotation of a GenBank genome assembly